AUGGAUGAACAUAUCAAGUCCGAUAAUAAGGCUGUCUCAGCUGAGGUGACCAAGGACCAAACAUACGUACACUGCCUCGACGGGUUCAAACUCUACAGUAUUUUGUCAGGCAUCAUGAUUGCAACUAUUCUCAUCUCUUUAGAUGUCUCUAUCAUCUCCACCGCAAUACCCGCUAUUACAAGCCAAUUCCAUGCUGCAACAGAUGGUGGGUGGUAUGGUGCAGCCUAUCCACUAACUAUGUGCUCUCUGCAACCUUUAAGCGGUAAAAUCUCAACUCUCUAUCCUCUCCGGUGGACCUACGUCGUCUUUUUCGGGAUUUUCCUUCUUGGUUCCUUGCUCUGCGGAGUGGCUAACAGUUCGAUAAUGUUCAUUAUUGGUCGAGCUGUAGCAGGUACAGGUGGCGCAGGAGUGGUUUCAGGUGGUCUUUCAGUUAUUGCCAUGAUCACGCCCUCUAUACACCGCCCGCUGUUCACGGGGCUUGUGACUUCAUUAUAUGCAGUUGGAACGGUGGUUGCGCCGAUCAUUGGCGGUGCUCUUACUAACAAUGUUACGUGGAGAUGGUGUUUUCUGAUCAACCUCCCUGCAGGAGGAAUCACGAUUAUUAUAUUAUUGCUGUUCUUUCAUCCACCUAGCACAAUAGUUACAACAGGGACACAGACGAUGCGAGAGAAGAUCAGACAGCUAGAUUUGUUUGGUUGCAUAAUUUUUGUUCCGUCGAUAGUCAUGGUAUUCCUUGCUCUCCGAUGGGGUGGAAAUGAAUAUUCCUGGAAUUCGGCUGUUGUUAUUGGGCUCUUCGUUGGAUUUGCUGCAUCAAUGAUGAUAUUUAUCUUGUGGGAACUUCAUAAGGGAGAAGAAGCAAUGAUACCAUUCCGACUUCUUCAAGAACGCUCAGUUGUACUGAGUAUUAUUUUCGCUUUCUUAUUUAUGGGGUCCUUCGUCAUUCCUGUUUACUAUCUCCCUGAAUGGUUUCAGAUUGUUAAGAACGCAAGUCCUAUUCGAAGCGGCAUCAUGUUACUCCCCUCCGUUUUUACUCAGAUUUUGGGUUCCAUCAUAUCUGGGGUAUUAGCCAAACAUGUUAAAUAUUAUAACCCUUGGUUUUUCCUUGGCUCUACUUUACUCUGUAUCGCCACUAGCCUUUAUACCACCUUUACUGCUUUCACAACAUCAUCUGGCAAUUGGAUAGGAUUUCAAAUCCUCCAGGGUCUAGGCUGUGGCUUUGCGGCACAGAUGGCACUUCUCACUGUCCAGAAUAUCCUCGAAUCUAGGCCCAAAGACAUCCCUGUGGGAAUUUCCAUUGUGCUAUUCGCACAAUACUUUGGGAGUUCAGUGAUGCAGACAAUAGGGAACUCUCUAUUUCAAAAUAAGCUUACCUAUAGUCUGGAUUCAUAUGCACAUUUGAACUCGACUGGAGUGGCGAUAUUGUUAGAGGCUGGCAAUCUGAGAAUGAGAGAAACAGCCCUUCAAGUAUUUCCUGAUCGUCUGGAAGCCAUAAUUACUGCCUACAAUGAUGCUGUUACUACUGUGUUUUAUCUUGCAGUGGCCGGCAGUGCAUUGGCUUUUGUCUUGUCCUUUGGUAUUAAGUGGAUUAAUACCACGCAAACUACUGCCAACGAGGCCACUGAAAACCGGACAGCGAGCAAUAAGCCAUAG
Messenger RNA from Talaromyces proteolyticus, 1650 nucleotides. Its product is annotated as putative transporter. Gene Ontology annotation, molecular function: transmembrane transporter activity. The record is from RefSeq and is a predicted model, not a curated record. The transcript has 4 exons. NCBI's taxonomy places the organism in Eukaryota, Fungi, Ascomycota, Eurotiomycetes, Eurotiales, Trichocomaceae. Gene Ontology annotation, biological process: transmembrane transport. The coding region runs from base 1 to 1650 and encodes 549 amino acids.